This is a messenger RNA of Knipowitschia caucasica, 1410 nucleotides long. The record is from the annotation of a GenBank genome assembly. NCBI's taxonomy places the organism in Eukaryota, Metazoa, Chordata, Actinopteri, Gobiiformes, Gobiidae.
AUGGACCUGAGCUCGGAGAAAAUAACUCGAAUUCUUUCUAAGUACAAGUUCCAUGAUGUUGCCAUUGAAGAAUUACAGAAAAUCUAUCGCAUCUUCCCGGAGAUAAAACCCUUCACUGGCACAUACACAUUCAGUGACAGCACUCAAAGAGACCUCCUAAAACUGAUUGGCAACAUCCCGGUCAAAUAUGAUGGGCGAACAUAUAACUUCCCCAUUCAGCUAUGGCUAAUAGACUCAUUCCCAUUCACCCCUCCAAUAUGCUUCAUGAGACCAACAUCUAAUAUGAUUAUCCGAGAAGGAAAACAUGUGGAUGCCAAAGGACGUAUUCAUCUGCCUGGACUGCACAACUGGGAUUAUCCUAAAUCCUCUGUUGUUGGACUCUUAAAUGAAAUGAUUGCAAAGUUUGAAGAGGAUCCCCCUUUGUCCUCAAGAAACACAUCCAACAAAGAUCCACACGACCUCCUGGCUAUGGUCUCCAAUUUACAAAUCAAUGACGGUAGUGCCAGAAAUGUCGAUCAACAGAAUAUUAAAGUUUCUGUUAUUGGAGGUGGAGAUUUGGGGAUAGCGUCGGUGCUGAGCAUUGUAGCAAAGUGUAAAGUAGGUAAACUUGUCUUGAUUGAUGUUACGGAGAAUUCCACCAGAGGGGGUAGUACAGAUCUGGAAAUGUUCAACGUCCCAAAAGUGGAGGUAUCCAAAGAUUUGGCGUCGUCGGCCGGCUCCAGAGUCGUGGUGGUGACCGCGAACGCCUGGAGCAGCGAACAGUCGUAUGUGAAGGUGGUGCAGACGAAUGUGGAGAUGUACAGAGGAUUCAUACCACACCUGGCACGGCUGAGUCCCGGCGCGGUCAUCAUUAUCGCCUCCCAACCAGUGGAUAUAAUGACUCAUGUUGCCUGGAGGCAGAGUGGUUUUCCCCCAACGCAAGUGAUUGGUGCUGGUUGCAAUUUGGACUCCGAGAGACUCAGCCGUGUUUUGGACAUAAACCUCAACACGCACAAACAAGCAUGGGUCAUAGGAGAGCUUUCAGAUAACAAAGUCCCUGUCAUGAGUAACACCAGCCUGAACUCCAGUACAAGGGCAGAAAUCGCACCAACGUCAAGUUCUACCAAGCCUUUGUUAGACCGAGGGUUUGAAAUGAUGAAGAAUAAAGGUCAGCGCUCGUGGUCAGUGGGGUUGUCCAUUGCAGACAUCACAAACAGCAUCCUGACUGACCAGAUGAAGGCCCACUCUGUGUCCACGCUGGCUCAGGGCUGGGGCGGCAUUGCUUCAGAAGUCUUCCUGAGUUUGCCUUGCGUUUUGGGCGCCAACGGUUCUACCAGACUCGCUGGCGUGUCGCUGGGAGACGAGGAGGAGUCAAAAUUGAUGGACAGCAUAUCGUCUCUUACAAACAUCAUGGGUCAAAUACAGUUAUGA